This is a messenger RNA of Piliocolobus tephrosceles (Ugandan red Colobus), 6050 nucleotides long. It is a transcript of the gene DNAH6, whose product is annotated as dynein axonemal heavy chain 6. Bases 82 to 5865 code for a protein of 1927 amino acids. Gene Ontology annotation, biological process: microtubule-based movement. The record is from RefSeq and is a predicted model, not a curated record. The transcript is spliced from 37 exons. Lineage: Eukaryota; Metazoa; Chordata; Mammalia; Primates; Cercopithecidae. Gene Ontology annotation, cellular component: dynein complex. Gene Ontology annotation, molecular function: dynein light intermediate chain binding; minus-end-directed microtubule motor activity; dynein intermediate chain binding.
GAUGUAACAAUUGUAUCGGCAUGUGCACCUCCAGGCGGUGGCCGCAACCCUGUGACUCCCCGCUUCAUCAGACAUUUCAGCAUGCUGUGCCUCCCAGUGCCCUCAGAUCACAGUCUGAAACAGAUUUUUCAGGCCAUCUUAAAUGGUUUCCUGAGUGACUUUCCACCAGCUGUAAAGCAAACUGCAUCAAGCAUUGUAGAAGCCUCAGUUGAGAUUUAUAAGAAAAUGAGUGUUGACCUCCUGCCAACACCUGCCAAGUCCCAUUACAUCUUUAACUUGAGGGACUUAUCCAAAUGUGUGCAAGGUAUCCUUCAAUGUGAUCCAGGAACAACAAGAGGAGAAAUUCAGAUCUUUAGACUUUUUUGCCAUGAAUGCCAAAGAGUCUUCCACGAUCGCUUGAUUAAUAAUGAAGAUAAGCAAUAUUUCCAUGUUAUUCUGACAGAAAUGGCCAGCAAACAUUUUGGAAUUGCAAUUGACCUGGAAUAUUUUUUGAAUAAGCCCAUCAUAUUUGGAGAUUUCAUUAAGUUUGGAGCAGAUAAAGCUGAUCGGAUUUAUGAUGACAUGCCUGAUAUAGAGAAAAUUGCAAAUGUUCUACAGGACUAUCUUGAUGAUUAUAAUCUCACAAAUCCCAAAGAAGUAAAGUUGGUGUUCUUCCAGGAUGCUAUAGAACAUGUUUCAAGGAUUGCUCGGAUGAUACGUCAAGAAAGAGGCAAUGCCCUGCUUGUCGGAGUAGGAGGCACAGGAAAGCAGUCACUCACGAGACUUGCAGCUCAUAUAUGCGGUUACAAAUGUUUACAGAUUGAACUCAGCCGGGGGUAUAAUUAUGAUAGUUUUCAUGAAGACCUGAGGAAGUUGUACAAAAUGGCUGGUGUAGAAGACAAGAAUAUGGUUUUCCUUUUCACCGACACCCAGAUUGUAGUGGAGGAGUUCCUAGAAGAUAUAAAUAACAUCCUGAACUCAGGUGAAGUGCCUAAUUUAUUUGAAAAGGAUGAACUGGAGCAGGUUUUAGCGGCCACCAGACCAAGAGCAAAAGAAGUAGGAAUUUCCGAGGGGAACAGAGAUGAGGUGUUUCAAUACUUUAUCAGCAGAGUGCGUCAGAAGCUGCACAUUGUUCUCUGCAUGAGCCCAGUUGGGGAGGCCUUUCGGUCCCGGUGCAGGAUGUUUCCAUCGCUUGUGAACUGCUGCACCAUUGACUGGUUUGAGCAGUGGCCCAGAGAAGCACUUCUUUCUGUGGCAAAGACAUUUUUCUCACAAGUCGAUACUGGAAAUGAGGACCUGAAAGAAAAGCUUCCCUUGAUGUGCGUGAACGUUCACCUGAGUGUCUCCAGCAUGGCAGAGCGCUAUUACAAUGAGCUGCGCAGGCGGUACUACACAACACCCACCUCCUAUCUGGAGCUUAUCAAUCUUUACCUGUCUAUGCUGUCUGAAAAAAGGAAGCAGAUUAUUUCAGCACGAGAUCGGGUGAAGAAUGGUCUCACUAAGCUACUAGAAACAAACAUACUAGUAGAUAAAAUGAAAUUAGAUCUUUCAGCUUUAGAGCCUGUACUUUUAAUAAAAUCACAAGAUGUUGAAGACCUGAUGGAAAAAUUGGCAGUGGAUCAAGAAAGUGCCGAUCAGGUCCGUAACACUGUGCAGGAGGACGAAGCAACAGCAAAAGUCAAAGCUGAAGAAACCCAAGCAAUAGCUGAUGAUGCUCAAAGAGAUCUUGACGAGGCACUACUUGCACUGGAUGCUGCCAACAAAGCACUGGAUUCCUUAGAUAAGGCAGAUAUAUCUGAAAUCAGAGUUUUUACAAAGCCCCCAGCUUUGGUCAUGACAGUAAUGGAAGCAAUCUCCAUUCUCUUGAAUGCCAAGCCUGAUUGGGCAUCAGCAAAGCAACUUCUUGGUGACUCUAACUUUCUAAAAAGGCUUUUAGAAUAUGAUAAGGAGAACAUAAAGCCUCAGAUAUUGGCAAAGCUUCAAAAGUAUAUUAAUAAUCCUGAUUUUGUGCCUGAAAAAGUGGAGAAAGUGUCCAAAGCAUGUAAAUCUAUGUGCAUGUGGGUAAGAGCUAUGGAUUUGUACUCUCAAGUGGUCAAGGUCGUUGAACCAAAAAGACAAAAGCUCCGUGCCGCACAGGCUGAACUUGACAUUACCAUGGCUACCCUGAGAGAAAAGCAGACAUUACUAAGACAAGUAGAAGAUCAAAUACGGGCCUUACAAGAUGAAUAUGACAAAGGUGUAAAUGAAAAAGAAAGCCUGGCAAAGACGAUGGCCCUGACAAAAGCACGUCUAGUACGUGCUGGAAAGCUGACGGCAGCAUUGGAAGAUGAGCAGGUUCGAUGGGAAGAAAGCAUACAGAAGUUUGAGGAAGAAAUCUCAAAUAUCACUGGGAACGUGUUCAUAGCAGCAGCUUGUGUGGCCUACUAUGGGGCUUUCACAGCCCAGUACAGGCAGGCACUUAUAGAGUGUUGGAUCCAGGACUGUCAGUCUCUGGAGAUCCCAAUCGAUCCUUCCUUCAGUCUCAUUAACAUUCUUGGAGAUCCCUACGAGAUACGGCAGUGGAACACUGAUGGGCUGCCCCGUGACUUGAUAUCAACAGAAAAUGGCAUUUUGGUUACUAAAGGCAGACGAUGGCCUUUGAUGAUUGAUCCCCAAGAUCAGGCAAACCGUUGGAUAAGGAACAAGGAAAGCAAAAGUGGUUUAAAAAUCGUUAAGCUUACAGAUAGUAAUUUCUUACAAAUACUCAAGAAUUCAAUCCGACUUGGUUUACCUGUCUUACUGGAAGAGCUUAAGGAAACCUUGGAUCCAGCUCUAGAACCCAUUCUUUUGAAACAAAUUUUUAUCAGUGGUGGCCGACUACUCAUCCGUCUUGGAGACUCAGACAUUGAUUAUGAUAAAAACUUUAGGUUCUAUAUGACAACCAAAAUGCCAAAUCCCCACUACCUGCCUGAGGUAUGCAUUAAAGUUACCAUUAUCAAUUUCACUGUAACAAAAUCAGGUCUGGAGGAUCAGUUAUUAAGUGAUGUGGUGCGACUUGAAAAACCCAAGUUGGAAGAACAAAGAAGCAAGCUCAUCGUGAGGAUCAACACUGAUAAAAACCAGUUGAAAACUAUUGAACAGAAAAUCCUGAGAAUGCUCUUUACCUCUGAAGGAAAUAUUUUGGACAAUGAAGAACUUAUUGACACACUGCAGGAUUCAAAGAUCACUUCGGGUGCCAUUAAAACCAGGCUGGAAGAAGCAGAGUCCACUGAGCAAAUGAUCAAUGUGGCUCGUGAGAAGUAUCGUCCAGUGGCCACUCAAGGCUCUGUAAUUUACUUUGUCAUUGCAAGCCUCUCAGAAAUAGAUCCUAUGUACCAGUAUUCAUUAAAGUAUUUUAAACAGUUGUUCAAUACCACCAUUGAAACUUCUGUAAAGACGGAAAAUCUACAACAGCGCCUGGACAUACUACUAGAACAAACUCUCCUAACUGCUUAUGUCAACGUUUCAAGAGGACUUUUUGAACAACAUAAACUCAUCUACAGCUUUAUGCUCUGUGUUGAGAUGAUGCGUCAGCAAGGAACCCUAACUGAUGCUGAAUGGAAUUUCUUUCUCCGAGGUUCUGCAGGAUUGGAAAAGGAACGCCCACCUAAGCCUGAAGCUCCCUGGCUACUUACUGCUACGUGGUUCGCUUGCUGUGACUUGGAAGAAUCAUUUCCAGUUUUUCAUGGACUUACCCAAAAUAUAUUGUCACAUCCUAUUUCCAUACGCUUAGGAUCUUUUGAGACUUAUAUUAACCCACAGGAAUGGGAAGGCUAUUCUAAAAUGAAACACGAAGAGAAACACCUGAGACAGGAAAAGGAGGCUGCACACCAGGAUCCAUGGAGUGCAGGAUUGAGUUCUUUCCAUAAGCUAAUUCUUAUUAAAUGUUGUAAAGAAGAAAAGGUGGUUUUUGCUCUUACAGACUUUGUGAUAGAAAAUCUUGGAAAACAGUUUAUAGAGACACCACCUGUGGACCUGGCUACCCUGUAUCAAGACAUGUCAUGCAACACUCCCUUGGUAUUCAUCUUAAGCACAGGCUCAGAUCCCAUGGGUGCAGUUCAGAGGUUUGCCCGGGAAAGUGGAUAUUCAGAACGGGUGCAUUCAAUUUCACUGGGGCAAGGACAGGGACCUAUUGCUGAAAAAAUGAUCAAGGAAGCAAUGAAAUCAGGAAACUGGGUAUUUUUGCAAAACUGCCAUCUUGCUGCUUCUUGGAUGUUGGCAAUGGAAGAGCUCAUUAGAACCUUCACAGAUCCAGGUAGUGCUAUUAAGGACACUUUUCGACUUUUUUUAAGCUCCAUGCCUAGUAAUACAUUUCCUGUUACAGUUCUUCAAAAUUCUGUCAAGGUGACCAAUGAGCCUCCAAAAGGCUUACGUGCAAAUAUCAGACGAGCAUUUACUGAAAUGACACCUUCGUUUUUUGAAGAAAAUAUACUUGGAAAAAAAUGGAGGCAAAUAAUAUUUGGCAUUUGUUUCUUCCAUGCGAUUAUUCAGGAGAGAAAGAAGUUUGGCCCCCUUGGUUGGAAUAUCUGCUAUGAAUUUAAUGACAGUGACAGGGAAUGUGCUUUACUGAACCUCAACCUCUAUUGUAAAGAAGGAAAGAUUCCCUGGGAUGCACUGAUUUAUAUUACCGGUGAAAUUACCUAUGGUGGUAGAGUCACAGACAGCUGGGAUCAAAGAUGCCUUCGUACUAUCUUGAAAAGAUUUUUUUCUCCUGAAACAUUAGAAGAAGAUUAUAAAUACUCUGAAUCAGGCAUCUAUUUUGCACCCAUGGCUGACAGCCUACAAGAGUUUAAGGACUACAUUGAAAAUCUGCCUUUGAUCGAUGACCCAGAAAUUUUUGGAAUGCAUGAAAAUGCCAAUCUAGUCUUCCAGUACAAAGAGACCAACACUUUAAUCAACACCAUACUUGAGGUUCAGCCAAGGUCAUCUACUGGUGGAGAGGGAAAAAGCAAUGACGAAAUUGUUCAAGAACUUGUUGCUUCUGUCCAGGCCAGAGUUCCAGAAAAACUGGAAAUGGAGGGUGCUUCUGAGGGCCUUUUCAUCAAGGAUCCUCAAGGACGCCUGAACUCCUUGACCACUGUUCUUGGACAAGAAGUGGACCGGUUUAACAACCUGCUGAAGUUAAUUCACACUUCUCUGGAAACACUCAACAAAGCCAUCGCUGGAUUCGUGGUGAUGUCUGAAGAAAUGGAAGAAGUGUAUAACAGUUUCCUCAAUAACCAGGUUCCUGCUCUGUGGUCCAACACAGCCUACCCAUCCCUGAAGCCACUAGGGUCGUGGGUCAAAGACCUUAUCCUGAGGACCUCAUUUGUGGAUUUGUGGCUCAAAAGAGGACAGCCUAAGUCCUACUGGAUCUCCGGUUUCUUCUUUCCUCAAGGAUUUCUAACAGGAACUCUUCAAAAUCAUGCUCGAAAAUACAAUUUGCCUAUAGAUGAGCUAAGUUUCAAAUACAACGUAAUUCCCACCUAUCGGGAUCAAGCUGCAGUGAUAGAAGCUGCCAAGACAGUGCAAUUUGGACAAGAACUGCCCAUGGACAUGGAGUUGCCCUCUCCCGAGGAUGGUGUUCUUGUUCAUGGGAUGUUCAUGGAUGCUUUUCGAUGGGAUGAUAAGGGAAUGGUGGUAGAAGACGCAUUGCCCGGACAGAUGAAUCCAGUGCUGCCUGUGGUGCAUUUUGAACCACAACAAAAUUAUGAGCCAAGCCCAACACUUUACCACUGCCCACUUUAUAAAACAGGAGCCCGGGCAGGAACACUCUCAACCACAGGACAUUCAACCAACUUUGUGGUAACCGUCCUCUUACCCUCCAAGCGGUCCAAAGACUACUGGAUUGCCAAGGGAUCAGCUUUGCUCUGCCAGCUGAGUGAAUGAAAAGGUGCCACCUCAGCACUGAAAAAGAACCAGGCCACAGAUCUUUCCUAAUGGGAGCAAAACGUUUGAAUAACUUAUAUGUGAGCAAAAAGGUAUUAAUUCUGAUUUGACUUAAAGGUAUCAAGUGUAACUUUUAUUUCUCUUAUGUCCUUAAAAUAAAGUGUUUGAGUUCUUUCUGUUGGCAA